Messenger RNA from Melitaea cinxia (Glanville fritillary), 1218 nucleotides. It is a transcript of the gene SCRB4, whose product is annotated as protein peste-like. Gene Ontology annotation, molecular function: scavenger receptor activity. Bases 1 to 1218 code for a protein of 405 amino acids. NCBI's taxonomy places the organism in Eukaryota, Metazoa, Arthropoda, Insecta, Lepidoptera, Nymphalidae. Gene Ontology annotation, cellular component: cytoplasm; membrane. The record is from RefSeq and is a predicted model, not a curated record. The transcript has 8 exons.
AUGCGCGGGCGCGCACCGAGGUGCCGCCUCGUGGCGGUCGGCGUGGCGGGCCUCUGCGCCGCCGCUGCCCUCGCCACCGCGCUAGCCUGGAACUCUAUCUUUGAUUCUGUUUUCAGUUCUCAAAUAAUAUUAUCACCACAAUCUCGAGCCUAUAGGGAGUGGGUAGCACCCAGCGUGCCAUUGUUCUUCGACGUGUACCUUUUCAACUGGACUAACGCAGAUCGAUUUCCUGAAGAAAUACCGGAUUUGGUGCAACUAGGUCCUUACCGUUUCCGUGAACACAGACGUCACGUGAACGUCACCUUCCAUCCUCAAAACCAUUCCGUGUCGUACCGGACACAGAGGAGCUGGUACUUCGACGAGAGCAGCAAUGGAACUCUUCAGGAUAACAUCACGAUACUUAACAUUAUUGCGGCUGCAGCAAUAUACCGAUCGCGACACUGGGGCUUCAUCAGGCAGAAGGCUUUGUCCAUGGGCCUGGCCAUGUUUGGACACGGUAUGUCAGUAUCCAGACUCGCCGGAGAACUACUAUUCGAUGGUUAUGAUGACCCCCUACUGGAAUUAGCGAAGAGUUUGCCAUCAAGUACAACUGGCGGUGCUCCUCCUGUUGACAAAUUUGGUUUAUUUUAUGAGAGAAACAACUCUAUAAACACGGAUGGUCUGGUCGAGGUGACGACGGGAGAACUGAGCGGUACAUUACCUGGUCAGAUACUACGUUGGAACAACUACGAGAGCUUGCCUUACUAUAAUGGAGAAUGCUCUAAGAUAAAAGGAAGUGCUGGAGAAUUUAUGGCUCACAAUCUGACAGAAGACGCUCCUCUAACUAUGUUUGUACCAGAUCUUUGUCGAACCGUUAACUUAGAAUAUGAAAAGAGUGGGUACAUUGACGGCUUGCCAUAUAACAAGUAUACAAUGACGGACAUCAGCUUUGACAAUUCAACAAGAUCCCCAGUAAACUCCUGCUUUUGCAAUGGCGACUGCGGCUGGGGAGGUGUGAUGAACGUGUCAGCGUGUCGCUUCGACACCCCCGCCUUCCUCUCUCUACCGCACUUCCUGCACGGAGACCCCGAGCUGAGGGAGAAGGUCCGAGGCAUGGACCCCGAUCCAGAUUUACACUCGUUUUAUUUUGCCGUUGAACCUAGAUUAGGAGUACCUUUGGACGUGGCGGGCAGAUUUCAGUUCAACGUUUUCAUUGAACCGAUCUCCAAUAUUGCGUAA